GAAAGCAAACACCUGUCCUGCCCCAAUCAAGAUAAAUUAGAGAGACCUCGAGUCCCCCGUCCAAUUCCCAGGAGACUCACGCAGCGCCAUGAUGACAGUGUUACCUCGCCUCGCCCUCUCCCUCCUGCUGGCGACCUCCUGCUGCCUCCUGGUCUUCGGGAGCGCGCCCACCCCCAGCCUCAGGUACAGCCAGUCUCUCUACCUCGACAACGGACUCUCCUUGGGCUAUUUUGGCUAUAGCGAAAUGUGCGAGACCGGGAGCUUCGUCGCCUACGCCGAAGCCUUGUUUGAGCCCUACUCCGCCCUGCACACUGACGAGACAGCCCUCAACGCCCUGAUACUCUAUUGCGCUGACCUGGAGACGGAUCGCAUAACAGGACACAUCACAUCCACCGCGGGAGAGAAGGGAGAACUACAGGGGAUGAAGGCAUGCCCCACUGGCUUCAUCACAGGGGUCAGGGCAAGGGUGCUGGAGGAUCAGGGAGCCUUUGGCGACGACGUGGCCGUACAGAACUUCCAGUUUUUGUGUGACAACAGCACCAUCAUUACAGCGAUCGAUGAGGAAGAAGACUCCAAGAUCCCCUUGGGCGUGUGGGGUAGCUGGGAUACCUGCUACAAUGGCACUGCCGUCUGCGGCCUGAUGACUCGCUUCGACGAACUUAACCUCUAUGCUGAUGACGGGGCCAUUUCCGAUGUCAUCUUACACUGCUGUUACCUCAGCAACACACGCACCAACUAGGGGCACGGAUGAGGCCAGACAAGGCCAGGCAUCUAUUUCCUCCUUUUAUAGAAUAACGAGAGUACUGUUAUGUCUACCAAACGCCUUCCCAUUGGAUUCAAGUUAUAAAUAAACAAUUCAUGUGUUA
This is a messenger RNA of Eriocheir sinensis (Chinese mitten crab), 866 nucleotides long. Its product is annotated as vitelline membrane outer layer protein 1-like. The coding region runs from base 89 to 739 and encodes 216 amino acids. The record is from RefSeq and is a predicted model, not a curated record. The transcript has 6 exons. NCBI's taxonomy places the organism in Eukaryota, Metazoa, Arthropoda, Malacostraca, Decapoda, Varunidae.